AUGACUACUCGGCUAGACCGUCUUUUGCUUCUCUUGGACACUGGAUCAACACCUUCUGUCCGUGUCACUGCUGCUCGUCAGCUUGGUCAAAUUGCGGCUCAGACUAUUCAACAUGCUUCUGCUCUUGCCGCCACUUCCGCUCCUUCCGCCACCUCGAUCAAUAUUCCUGACUGGAGAGGAAUCGAUGGCGAAUGGAAUGAAAUCGUCAAUCUCCUAAGUCGUGUCCUGCCCUACUUGCGUUCGAAGAAUUGGGAAACUCGACUGGCUGCUGGGGAGGCCGUCGAGUCCAUUGCGAAAGCCGUCGGUGUCUGGGAUCCAUCCGUCAGUGAAACUGAUACUUCCGAUCAGCUUCAAUCACCUGUGGACUCCAAACCUACCAACCUGGUCACUCCAGAUGCCAAGAGCGCCACCAAUCGUGUUGGCCUUAGGUUCGACACCUUUGAUCUUGAUGCCGUGCUACGCGAAGGUACCAUUCUACUCUCGUCAGCUGGCAAGGAGUUUGAUUACCGAUCAUCUCAUCCACGUUCCCAUGAGACCUUGAUGGCCGCCAAACGCGACGUUGCCAGCAAGCUAGGCCUUGGUCUAGGCUGUUUCGGAGGUCUCGAUAUGGACUCAGUUGGCAUGGAUGUCAAUAAAGAACUCGAAGACAGUACCAAUGGUUCAACUCUCGUCCAAUCCCCUGUCGCUGUUUCGCACUCUCCCCCACCGACGGACGCUGAUGAGCGUUCCCCGCUCCAUCCUUCAGUUUCGGUUCCGCCCACCUCCCAACUGCCUUUCAGCAACCCAUUGAAUUCUGAAAGGCCUUGCACACACCCAGAUACUCAUGGACAGCAGUAUAUCUCGACUCAUAGCCCGUCUUUCACUGACGAGGAUGCGUUGACGACCCAAUCCACUCCUACCACCACACUCAUUCCCCUUCCAGCAACUGCUACUCCUUCUGCGGAGACUUCCGAACCUAACUUGGAAGGACUAUCGGCUAGGGAGCGGAACGCGAUGAAACGAAAACGUAAGGCAUUUGGAAAGGGCAAUGUCUCUGCGGCCUCUUCCGGCUCUAUCUCAAGUGCUCUUCCCGCGUUUACAAAUAACACCUCAUCUACCCUGCAAAAUGGCGCGAUACCAACUUCCGGACCUGCCAAGUUACGCAUCAUCGAACAAGCGGGGUCAUUACCGGGCGAAAGUCCCUCUCGGAUUGCUGUACCAGCCCUGCCUCUCACCAACACAGAACUCCAAGCCGAUCACCCCUCAUCAACUUUACCUUCGAUUGAGCUCUCCAAGGAGAAUGUGGUUAUCAUCGAUCCCGGUGCCAAGGCCAAAGCUCGAGCAGCUGCCGAAUCUGCUAAACAAGCGGGCGGGGGAGAGGUCAACACACCAGCCAGUACAAUGCAAUCCGAUCAUCGACUUCAGUACAUCGAGGGCGAAUGGCCCUUUUCAUCCUUUGUAGAGGUCCUGAUGAUCGAUAUGUUUUCUUCUCAAUGGGAAUUUCGUCAUGGUGCUGCCUUGGGUCUCAUCCCACUUCUCAAGAUUCAAGGCUUUGGUGCUGGUAAACAUGUUGGAGUAACUCGUGCCCUCAACCAUCACCAUCACCAAGUUUGGAUGGAAGACCUUGGUCUUCGGUUGAUCUGUAUGUUAUGCCUGGAUCGAUUUGGCGACUAUGUGGGGGAUCAAGUGGUGGCGCCUGUGAGGGAGACCGGUGCUCAAGGCAUCAGCUUAGUCGCGAAAUGGCUGGAUCGAGACCGUCUCGAAAGAAUCUUGGAAGUGCUCAGUGGUAUGGUUGAGCAGAAGAAUGCGAAAUCACCGGGUCAAAGAGGAUAUGUGUGGCAAGUGCGCCAUGCCGGCCUCAUCGGAAUGAAAUAUUUGAUUGCCGUCAAGAUCAACGACUUGCGUGACAACUUUAAGCUCGACUUUAUGGGGCCAACUCAAGCAGCUUGCCUCAAGAGUGAUGACGAAGAAUCAAAACCCGUGCUAACAAGAAACCCUGAAGAUCCAGAUGAGACGAUCAUGAAGUUGGACGACCCUUCAUCCGAUCAAGUCAUCGCCGAUCCACCUGUUUCUACCAGUCAACAAGCUUCCAGUCCCCCUGCGUUCCCAAACCUACUUUCGAUCAUCACAAAGUCUUCAUUGAUCGGACUGAGAGACCACGAUGAUGAUGUCCGAGCUGCUGCCUCCGGAGCCCUUCUACCUGUCACGGAUUUGAUCGUUAAAGGGCUUCCGACCAUGCUGGCCGAACUAUUGGAUGUCUUGUGGGACGCGCUUGGAAGUUCCAAAGAUGAUUUAUCAAGCUCUGUCGGUAACAUCAUGGAUCUUCUAGCCAAUCUGAUCACCUACCCUAGUGUGCUGACUCAAUUGUCCAGUUUCGCCGGCCGGAGUCUACCUACGCUUAUUCCCCGGCUCUUCCCCUUCUUCCGCCACACCAUAUCCAGCGUUCGAUUAUCCGUUGUCAAAGCGCUUGCUGUUUUCCUUCGCAUGCCCGAUCUCGACCUUGGAUCUUGGAUUGAUGAGAAGGUUUUAUGCCUCAUGUAUCAAAAUAUGCUAGUCGAGGAGCGCCCCGACAUCCGGUCUCUUUCAAAUCAGCUUUGGAAUGCUAUGAUCGACGAGUUGGUCGAGAAGCCAGAAACGACUCAGAUGUUGAUAGAAAUUGUUCGUUUGCAUAUUGCCGGAUGGUUUCAACUCGUCACAACACCGCGCACCAAAAAACUAGACGCUACCCUUUUCUUUACCGCGAUUCCCAACUCGAAAUAUACGGCAGCUCAAGACUUACACCUGAUUCACAACGUCGACAAAUCGAUCAUGGCACAAGAUCUAUCCCUCGUCUCGAUCGAUGACAUCAUGCGCGGUCGGUUGGCUGCUGCGAAAGCUUUGGGCCAUCUGAUGUCAAAGCUCACUCGACUAGAUCAACUCCAGCUGUUUACUGAAGCAAUACUGACGGCAUUGGACUCGGAAUUCGCUCUGCCUCGGAUGAUCUCAGCCAUCAUGUUGGAGGAUUGGGCGUUGGACUACGCUCAUGCACCCUCUGGCGAAGUUUCAGAAGUUAACCUGGGACAAAUCGAAGCCAUACAGCCCAUAUCUAACAAGCUGCGUUCUUCGACACUUUUCACUGGGCCUAGUAUCACUUACGCCGAAUUGGAAUCAUAUCUAGCAGGUAUCAAGAAAGACUCUGAAGGACUCUUUGCUACGUUUGCCAGUCUGGGAAAAGUACCAGCCGAGAAGAUCCCUAAAUUACCUGCCUGCGAUUUCACUAUCGAGUCGGCGCUGAAGGUGGUGAAUCAAGACUACCCUGCCCUCAUACCACUCGUGGGUCGAGGCUCCAAGAAGAUGGCGAUUGCUAGCUUGGAAGACAGGCGCAGGAAAUUACAGGAUGUCAUCGGCAUGUAUGAAAAAGAUCGGGUGAUCUUCGAUACUCAAUUGGACGCAACUGUCGCUUCAGCCGUUGUGGCUCUAAGAGAGAUUCCAGGCAAAAUAUCGCCGUUGAUCAAAGGUUUGACACAAAGUAUCAAGAACGAGACGAUUAUCGAUUUGCAGACUAGAUCAGCGAACGCCCUAGCGUCCUUUGUAGACAUCUGCACCUCUCCCAAUUCACCUGUCAAGAACGAUCCUACGGACAAGAUCAUCGGUAACCUAUCAACCUACCUUUGUCAAGACGAGUCUCAAACACCGACGUUUGUCAAGGGCAAAGCGAGCAAGCGCGGGAUCUUUCUAGCCCAGGACAACGGUAUACGACCUUCGACAGGUGCCAGUGACAGCGGGCUGACUUCCGAAGCAUCAUCAGAUGAGGCUAGCUCUCAAGCCAAACUGUUGAGACGUGGUGCUGAACUAGCACUAUCGUCACUGGCUGCAAAAUUCGGGGAUGAUCUAAUUGAUCGAAUUCCAAAGUUAUGGAACUGUAUGUCUGAACCUCUUUUGACGCUGUUCAACACCGGUGAUGUGGAAGCGGCAGAUCAGCGAAUGGAGAACGAGCCCGCCCAACCCAAAUUAGGACAGGACCUACUCGAUUGUCUUACCGUCUUACCGGCUGUCGCCAGCAGUCUACCACUCUCCUCUCAUCCCCGUUUGGCGACUCUCUUCGCUCCAUUGUGUCAAGCUACUAGAAGCAAAUUUUCAGUCGUUCGGUAUUCCGCUGUCAAAUGUUAUGCUGCACUAUGCAGCUUUCUGCCUGAUGAAGGUCUUCAUGAGGUCGUUACUCGUGUUCUGCCCUUGAUUGCCGAUCCCCUCAACCUUGCUCAUCGGCGGGGUGCGAUUGAGAUGGUGUCAAGAUUGGUCGAGGUUUUAAAUAUCAAGAUCCUGGCAUACAUCAUCUUCCUCAUUGUCCCAGUUCUAGGCAGGAUGAGCGAUACUGAUGACGACGUUCGAUACGUGGCUACACACACGUUUGCUUGCCUGAUCAAGCUCAUGCCACUCGAACUCGGUGUCCCAGACCCACCGGGAUUUUCACAAGAGAUGCUCGAAAAGCGGCAAUCGGAACGCACUUUCUUGUCUCAAUUGUUGGGAGGUAGCAAGAUUGAACAAUACGAAAUUCCUGUAGACAUCAAGGCUGACCUAAGAAAAUAUCAACGAGAAGGCAUCAGUUGGUUGGCGUUUUUAGCAAAAUAUCAAUUGCACGGGGUACUUUGUGAUGAUAUGGGUCUGGGAAAGACACUUCAAUCGAUAUGUAUCCUCGCUAGCAAACACCACGAACGAGCGGAGCUACACAAACAAACCAAAUCGCUAGACACCGUCCACCUACCCUCCUUGGUCGUCUGCCCGCCUACUCUGACUGGACAUUGGGCACAUGAAAUCAAAACGUACGCUUCGAAACUUAAACCGUUGCUCUAUGUCGGUGGGCCACAAGAGCGAUCAUCCUUGGUCAAAAAGAUCAAGAAACAUGAUGUGGUCAUCAUGUCCUACGAUAUCGUGCGAAAUGAUAUCGAACAACUGUCAAAAGUCUCUUGGAAUUAUUGUAUUCUUGACGAAGGCCACAUCAUCAAGAACGCAAAGUCAAAACUUUCCAAAGCCGUGAAGAUGUUAAAGGCUAAUCAUCGACUAAUCCUCUCAGGCACUCCGAUCCAGAACAAUGCCCUCGAACUAUGGAGUUUGUUUGAUUUCUUGAUGCCUGGGUUUUUGGGUACGGAGAAAUACUUCAACGAGCGAUUCGGUCGACCGAUCAGUAUGAGUCGAGAUGCUAAGAGCUCGACCAAGGAACAGGAGGCAGGUGCGUUGGCGUUAGAGGCCUUGCACAAACAAGUCUUGCCUUUCUUGUUGAGACGUUUGAAAGAGGAUGUGUUGGAUGACCUACCGCCGAAGAUCAUUCAAGACUAUUAUUGUGAAUUGUCUGCAUUACAAAAGCAACUAUACGAAGACUUUUCGAAAUCGCGAGCAAAGGACGAAGCAGAAGGCCUAGUCAAGAAAUCGAAGAAUGCAGCCAACGGACAAGAUCCAUCUUCACAACACGUCUUCCAAGCAUUACAGUACCUCAAGAAAUUGGUCAAUCAUCCCGCCAUGGUUAUUCGACCUGAAGUGCCUCAGCAUCAGGCCAUCAUCAACAAACUCGGAUCGAAAGGAUAUCGUGAUAUCAGCCACGCUCCUAAACUUUUGGCUCUUCGUCAAAUUCUCAGAGACUGUGGAAUCGGUCUGACCACUGCGACGACUCUCAUUGAAACUGUUACUGAAGAUGGCGCAGGAACGACGACGAGUGGCGGCACCAUUCCUCAGCAUCGGGUACUGAUCUUUUGUCAAAUGAGGGAGAUGCUGGAUAUCAUCGAGCACGAUUUGUUCAAAAAUCAUAUGCCCACGGUCACCUUUAUGCGUAUGGAUGGUACUACAGAGGCAUCUAAACGACAUGAUAUAGUUCAAACUUUCAAUGCUGACCCAAGUAUUGAUUGUUUACUGUUGACCACCCAUGUCGGUGGUCUUGGGCUCAACUUGACCGGAGCUGAUACGGUGAUCUUUGUGGAACAUGAUUGGAACCCGAUGAAAGAUUUACAGGCCAUGGACAGAGCGCAUCGAUUGGGUCAGAAGAAAGUUGUCAAUGUUUACCGAUUGAUUACUAGGGCGACUUUGGAAGAGAAGAUCAUGGGCCUUCAACGAUUCAAGCUUAAUAUUGCCACUUCGAUUGUUAAUCAACAAAACUCGAAUUUGGCUUCAUUAGAUACUGAUCAAAUCCUUGAUCUCUUUGCGAUUUCUGAAUCAAAACCUGAAUCGACGAUCACCUCAACAACUAACAAUAGUACUGGGCUUGAAGGAAGUGGAUUGAAGAAGAACUUACUCGAUGGUCUUGAAGCACUACCACCUGAGAGCGAGUAUGAAUCACUUGAUCCGGCUAAAUUUGUAGCCUCAUUAUGAGAGCUCUGAACAAGAGAUGAAGUAGACUAAAAAAACUAGUUUGAAAAAUUCUGCUUGUUAAAACAAUCUUUAAAAAACGUUGUUUUCGAAAGUCUAAUUCCAUUAUCAAGAGAGAGAGAAAGAUAGAGUGGUUGUAAACUUUUCUAUUUCGACUGUUCUGUUUUUGAUUUUAAAAUUAUUUACAUGGAUUUUGUUUGAUAUAUAUCUAAUCAAAGUUUUUUUAAAAAAUGAGAUCCGUUUAAAUAUCUAAAUGGAUUUUCUAUAAAUGAACUUUUGAAUGAUAUAUAAAUCUAAACAGAUAUUAUAUAUAAUAACGGGUGUUGUAACUUUAAGAGAGUUUUGAUGAUAGAACAAGAGCGUUGCUAAACUUUUCAAGCUUGCUGCAGUGU
This is a messenger RNA of Melampsora larici-populina 98AG31, 6704 nucleotides long. RefSeq lists its product as uncharacterized. Gene Ontology annotation, molecular function: DNA binding; ATP-dependent chromatin remodeler activity; TBP-class protein binding. The transcript is spliced from 8 exons. NCBI's taxonomy places the organism in Eukaryota, Fungi, Basidiomycota, Pucciniomycetes, Pucciniales, Melampsoraceae. The record is from RefSeq and is a predicted model, not a curated record. Bases 1 to 6315 code for a protein of 2104 amino acids.